Cynoglossus semilaevis (tongue sole) is the source of this 4864-nucleotide messenger RNA. It is a transcript of the gene usp53a, whose product is annotated as ubiquitin specific peptidase 53a. Gene Ontology annotation, molecular function: cysteine-type deubiquitinase activity. The transcript has 17 exons. Bases 991 to 4101 code for a protein of 1036 amino acids. Gene Ontology annotation, cellular component: cell-cell junction. The record is from RefSeq and is a predicted model, not a curated record. NCBI's taxonomy places the organism in Eukaryota, Metazoa, Chordata, Actinopteri, Pleuronectiformes, Cynoglossidae. Gene Ontology annotation, biological process: protein deubiquitination; response to auditory stimulus; sensory perception of sound.
UGCCAGCUCUGCUGGCAGGCUCCGCCGAGCGUGCAUGUGUGUGUGAAGCAGUGGUGAACAGUAGCAUGGCAGACUGCAGUAACUACAGGGACGGAGAGGCGGGGUUUGCUCUGAAAACAUUGUCUAAUCCAGUAUUUCAGGUGCAGGAGUCGACAGAGCGUCCACAGCAGUGUGUGCUCACUACCGCCGCACGUCAGCUGACUACUGCAGGAGCGCACGCCUCUUCACACUGGAAUUUACGGCAAGUGGACAGAGACGUCGGCUGCUGCUGUGGAACCAAGUGGGAAUUCUAAGAGAAAGAAAGAGGAAAGAACAAGGAGUGGGAAUGUAGUUUUAGCAGCGUUUGUGCCACACUUUCCCCUUUUCAGCUUUAUUCUUCUCGUAUCCAGUGUUUCUUACGCUUAUUUUCUAAAAAAAAGCACAGUGUAAGGCAGCGACUCCCAACUGCUUCAGAGUUCCUCCUCCGAAACUCGGAUCAAACUCCGUGUUCAGACCACACCGGAGGAUUUUAACCGCAUUGGGUCUGUUGUCCAGUCUCAGGUGUCUGUACGUGAACUGCUUUAUGGGACCAUUGACUGUAUCUGGAUUUCAGCACUACAGUCACGACCAUGCAACUUACUUAAAUAACUGGAGAUUAUUGCCAAGACAACAGGAUGACUGAUUUGCGAUUUGGAUUUCAACCAGAUUUCAUCAGAAUUAUUAGACUGUUAGUUAUCACUAGGUUUUCCGAAACAAACUCCUGGAUUAUAAUUUUAUUUUGAAGUUUUCCUUUACUCUAUUUUUACCUUUUAUAUUUGCAUAAACUAAAAAUAGAAUUCAUGCUUGAGCUGCAGAAAUGGAUUAACUGGGCAGUUGUUGCUGCUUGUGGAAAAACAAAGCUUCACACUGCUGGGGUCUCACUUUCUUAAGGGGCUGAGGGAUCUGAUCCCAGCCCCGAACAACUCUGUUGUCUGACCACCCCACCUGUCUGAACGCAGUCCCUGCUAUCCAAUGGCAUGGGCCAAGUUCUUCAGGAAGCCGGGGGGCAAUCUGGGGAAGUCGUAUCAGCCGGGGAGCAUGCUGUCUCUGGCCCCAACCAAAGGACUGUUGAACGAGCCUGGCCAGAACAGCUGCUUCCUCAACAGUGCUGUGCAGGUACUAUGGCAGCUGGACAUCUUCAGGCGCAGUUUGAGGCAGCUCCCUGGUCACUAUUGUUUAGGGGAAUCAUGCAUCUUUUGUGCAUUGAAGGGCAUAUUCUCCCAGUUCCAGCACAGCAGGGAGCGUGCCUUGCCCUCUGAUAACCUGCGUAAUGCCUUGGCAGAGACCUUUAAAGACGAGCACCGCUUCCAGCUGGGCUUCAUGGAUGAUGCCGCAGAGUGUUUUGAAAACAUCCUGGAGAAGAUCCACAUGCACAUCGUGCCUGAAGAGACAGAUUCUUGCACUUCAAAGUCUUGUAUCACACACCAGAAGUUUGCAAUGACACUUUAUGAGCAGUCUGUGUGCCGCAGCUGUGGGGCUUCAUCCGACCCCCUGCCGUUCACUGAGCUGGUGCAUUAUAUAUCCACUACUGCACUAUGUCAGCAGAUGCCUCCACGAAAAGAUGAGACGUUUGGUGAUCUGUUACAGGCAGCAAGUACAAUCGGGGACCUUCGUAACUGUCCUAGCAACUGUGGCCAGAGGAUUAAGAUCAGACGGGUCCUCAUGAACUCCCCAGAAAUUGUUACAAUAGGCUUUGUCUGGGACUCGGACCAGUCGGACCUCACAGAUGAUGUGAUCCGCUCCCUGGGACCUCAUCUCAGUCUCUCUGCGCUCUUCUACAGGGUAACAGAUGAGCAUGCCAAAAAAGGAGAGCUCCUUCUGGUGGGGAUGAUCUGCUACACCAGCCGUCACUAUUGUGCCUUCGCUUUCCACACCAAGUCCUCCAAGUGGGUCUUUUUUGACGAUGCAACUGUGAAAGAGAUCGGCUCCAGGUGGAAAGAUGUUGUUACCAAAUGCAUCAAAAAUCACUUUCAGCCCCUCCUCCUCUUUUAUUCCAACCCUGAUGGAAGUGCCAUCAGUGCAGAUAAUGCCUCAAAACCAAACAGCAGCCAGUCCCAGACCCAAGUCACUGACUCUCCAGUGUCGGUCCCUAAGAAACUGGACCUGACCAUAGAGAAUCUGAACAACUAUUUGAGCCAAGGCUCCUUUACAAAGAAAACCCCGUCAACAUUGAGCAGGGGGAGUGGUCAGACCAGUGGAGGAAGGGGACCGGUGAAGACGUCCAGCGAUCCCAGAAGUCGUGUCAAGGAGAUUCCUCGAGAAGUUGCCCAGAAGGCAGCAGAGAUGCGAGGGAUGCGUCCAGCCAGAAGAGAGCCGGAGAGAGGUCAGCGGAGAGCGGAGACACGUCACAGAGAUCCAGGCCAUGACAGAGCAUACUCACGCUCUGUCUCUCCCCCAGAGAAUGGUUUCAAACAGCACGUUGAGACACGACUGUACAGCAGCCAAGGAAAAGGCCCGACUCGGGCAGAGCGGACACCCCACUAUGGCGGACGGUCCUCCCAUGAACCUCCUCAGUCUAACUCCAGGGUCCAUGUGCUGCCUAAGGUACCCAGCAUCAGCGGCAACCACCACAGCCGCAGAUUAGACCAGGUUUCCAAUGGAUAUGACACUGACAGCAGCCAAGACUCUCGGGAUCGCUCCGGAGUAGAAGGGAACAGUCGCAGCAGGGCAAGCCGUCCCUGGAAGCCCAUGCGAGAGGUCCUGAACGUGGACAGUGUUUUAAGCAGCAUUGAAGACGGUUAUUCUACAAGUCGUGAGAGACGGCAGCACAGUCCCAGGAGGAGGCCCAGCAGCCAGUCACCUUCCCGUGACCGUGAGCUUGACAGAGACUUCACGUGGGGAGGCCGGGAGGAACGCAAACCUAAGAGCCUGAUGACCAUCUACGAAGACGAGCAGAGGCAUGAAACCAGUGGUAGUAGAAGUUCGCUGGAGUCAGAUGGCCGGGGAGGCUACAGUGACAAGGACAGAUUAAAAGGCUCUGCGACUCUAAAAGUGCGGAAUGACAACUGGAAGAUCCAGAGAACCGAGUCAGGAUAUGAGAGUAGUGACAGAAUAAGCAAUGGAUCAGCAAAUCCUGACUCCCCCGUAGUAGAAACCUUCUCUUCCAAGGACCUGAGGCCUAUUCCUGAGCUGAACCUAUCGAGGGAUCACUUCCCACCGAGAAGCAGCGAGGAUUCGAAGGCUGACAUUCUGCCGUCCACAUUUUCCACCAAUGAAGAAGGAAGAAAAUCUCCUGACCUUUACGAUGCAAACAUCCUCUCUGGACAUCUCAUACAAAGGAGAAGAGCAUUUCGUUACACUCCAGGAAUCUUGGAGAGAAUCUCAGCUACGGAAAGUGAACAGGAGGAAAACGUGGACAGCAGCCCAGUGAGCCCAGCGCCUCCUUACUUAGCAAAGACCAGCAGUUCUGAGUGGAACAGUUCAGAUGACCUUGCUGGACCCUUUUCUGAACAGGAGGAGACAAGCACGGCUGCUGACAUCAACCCUUUGAUGCACAAUUUUCCUCCUCCUUUAGUCAUCAGGACCUUUGCCCGUGACGCCGACCCAUCUGGUGUCCAGUCCCCACCGCCUGAGGUGCCAGUGCGGUCAAGCCCCCGCAGUGAACUCAAAAAUGGCUCAUCUCUCUCACACACCGCCCUCCGACGCUGGAUUGAGACACCCGCAGACAACAGACUCUCAUCCAGCGCCAGCUCCAGGUCUGGUUCGUCCGAUCAGGACAGGAAUGAUUUGUCGGCCAGCGAGAGCGAGGAGAGGCAGCCCAGUCCGCAGCCGAGACACGUUGAUGGUACCCACUCUCCUUCUGUGACAGAUGCUGUUCUUCCCACCACUUACUUUUCCGUAGACAGCUGUAUGACAGACACUUACAGGGCCAAAUACCAUAAAAGGCCAGCUUUAUACAUGAAGGCAGAAGACCAUGUAUCAUCAGGGGAAAGUGAUACUGAAGGGAGAAACCUCCCUCAGCCAGAUGUUCAUUCACCAGAGCCUUCCAAAGGGCAAUCAGAAUCAGGCUAUUCCACCUCCAAGAUCACAGCAAAAUGGAAUCCAGUCUCUUCGAAAGGACUGGACGAGCACGGAUUCUUAUGAUUCCCCUGAGCAUCAACGAUGACUUUGACUGGUAAACAACAGGAAUUCAUAUGCAAUGUGGGAAUGUUCCAUUUACUUGUAAUGACAUGGUCAUAACAGGACUGAGUGCCAAAGAGAUUGUAUGUGAGCAGCAUGUGUCCUUAAAGCUAUGUGGAUUUUAUCAUAACCUAUGGCAGAGUGAAUUUGCACAGUAGAAGGUACUGAGGAGUUGUAACAUGUCAUGUUAAUGUUGAUGAUGAUUUGAGCUUGUGUCACUUUAGUGUGCUGUACAACUCCAAAUUUAUUUUACAGGAAGACUAUUUCAUACAUUUUGUAGAUCUUUGAAAUCCUCAGUGGAUUCUUUGACUUUACGUUCACUUGUUCUAGUGUUACGAGGUGUCUGUCCCAAUUCUGUCUGUUUUGCUUUUUCUUUAUACUGUUUUUUGAUGAACACAAGUUGUCACUGACGUAACAAGCACAGUUUUCUAAAGUGGAAAAAAAAAAUCCUUCUAAUCACUGGACUCUUGCUUUUAGCACGACUGAAUCCCAAGGAUUCGUGUGAAUGUGAAGCUCUCUUUGUGUUAAAAUGAGACAGGUUACAACUUGUUUACUGUUGGUACGUGGCGUUUGAUGACUCUCAGACAGUGUUCAAAGAACCAGCUGGCCACCAGGGGCAAAACGUGAUGGGGUGAAUGACGUUCUAAAGUAAUUGCAUAAAAAAAGUUGUGGCAUGUUGGUCGCCAUGGUUUGAAACUACUUUCUUUCAACAAUGAUCUUUGCACUG